This is a messenger RNA of Brassica rapa (field mustard), 1866 nucleotides long. RefSeq names its product gamma-aminobutyrate transaminase POP2, mitochondrial. The record is from RefSeq and is a predicted model, not a curated record. Lineage: Eukaryota; Viridiplantae; Streptophyta; Magnoliopsida; Brassicales; Brassicaceae. Gene Ontology annotation, biological process: biotin biosynthetic process. Gene Ontology annotation, molecular function: pyridoxal phosphate binding; S-adenosyl-L-methionine:8-amino-7-oxononanoate transaminase activity.
AUAUGUAAUAAAAUGAGUCAAUGACACGUCACUGAUCAAAAAUCAAAUGGGAGUCGAAGAGAUAAUAAGAAAAAAGAUAUUUAAUUUUGUAGAGUAUUCAUAUAAGGAAGGUAUCAACGAUGAUGAUCCUCCUCUGUUUUUAAAAGCGAACAAAUCUCAAAAGAAUCAAAGGAUCAUUUCUACAGAUUCAAUCUUCGAAAUGGCAGUGGUCAACAGCCUCCGACGAUUGGCGCGCACUACCCAGGUUACUUUGCAGAGCAGGUAUGCUGUUUCUUCCCAAUACAUGCCUGGCUCAAGAAUCCUCACUACAGAAGCAUCACCAGAGAAGCUUGGGUCAAAGGGGCAUGAUAUGCUAGCACCUUUUACAGCUGGGUGGCAGAGUGCUGAUUUAGAUCCUUUGAUCAUAGCCAAAUCCGAGGGGAGUUAUGUGUAUGAUGACCAUGGGAAGAAGUAUCUUGACUCUCUCGCUGGUCUAUGGUGUACUGCCUUAGGAGGAAAUGAGCCACGGCUUGUUUCUGCUGCUGUAGGGCAAUUGAACACCUUGCCCUUUUAUCACUCCUUUUGGAACCGUACUACUAAGCCUUCUCUGGAUCUUGCUAAGGAUCUUUUAGAGAUGUUCACGGCCAAGAAAAUGGCCAAAGCAUUUUUUACAAACAGUGGAUCAGAGGCCAAUGAUACACAGGUCAAGCUGGUUUGGUAUUACAAUAACGCACUUGGGAGGCCUGAGAAGAAAAAGUUUAUCGCGAGAAAGAAAUCGUACCAUGGCUCCACUUUAAUAUCAGCAAGUUUGUCCGGUCUCCCAGCGUUGCAUCAAAACUUUGAUUUACCUGCACCAUUUGUGUUGCACACAGAUUGCCCUCAUUACUGGCGUUUUCAUCUUCCGGGGGAAACGGAAGAGGAGUUCUCAACCAGAUUAGCCAAGAAUUUAGAGGAUCUUAUCAUUAAAGAGGGACCAGAAACUAUUGGUGCUUUUAUUGCUGAACCAGUAAUGGGUGCUGGCGGUGUGAUACCUCCGCCUGCUACAUACUUUGAAAAGAUUCAAGCUGUUGUUAAGAAGUAUGACAUCCUGUUCAUUGCUGAUGAGGUGAUUUGUGCAUUUGGGCGACUGGGGACAAUGUUUGGCUGUGACAAAUACAACAUCAAGCCAGAUCUUGUGUCCUUAGCCAAGGCACUCUCUUCAGCAUAUAUGCCUAUUGGUGCCAUUCUUAUGAGUCAAGAAGUAGCAGAUGUCAUAUAUUCUCAAAGCAACAAGCUAGGUGCUUUCUCGCAUGGAUUUACUUACUCUGGUCAUCCAGUUUCAUGUGCUGUAGCAAUUGAAGCGUUAAAGAUAUACAAGGAGAGGAACAUACCAGAACAUGUCGCCAAAGUUUCCCCAAGGUUUCAAGAUGGUCUUAAAGCUUUUGCCAAGAGUAGUCCUAUUAUUGGAGAGAUAAGAGGAACGGGUUUGAUUCUGGGGACUGAGUUUACAGACAACAAAUCUCCGAACGAACCAUUUCCCCCAGAAUGGGGUGUUGGUGCAUAUUUUGGAGCCGAGUGCCAGAAACGCGGUAUGUUAGUCCGUGUUGCAGGUGAUGGCAUAAUGAUGUCUCCACCGCUCAUUAUCUCACCUGAAGAGAUCGAUGAGUUAAUUGAUAUCUACGGGAAAGCAUUGAAAGCAACGGAAGAGAGGGUAAAAGAACUCAAGGCUCAGCAAAAGAAGUGAGAAGCAAAGGUUUCUGAUACUGUCAUGAAAGUGUGGUUUAGAUUCUCCCCAUGUCUCUCUGCUUGAAUUAUUUGCCAUUUUGCUUUGCACAGUUCACAAAUCCAGUUUAUAUAUGCAUAAUAAAGCAUCCAUGCAAGCAUAAUAAAUCAUCCAAUUUAAGUCUU